GCUUACAUCACCAACAAGCAAAAUAGUUCCAAGGAGGAGUGAACAGAGAUACGGAACAGAGCAAAACACAUUUGUCGACGCCAACAACACCAGGGUGAAUGUGAUCAUUUAAAUGCCUCUCCAGUGACGGGCUGCACUCAGUGCGUGCAAAUACUUCGUCUGCAGGACACAAUGGACAGAAAUCUCAUCUCCUCUGAGGAGCCCAGGGUGAAGAGGAGCUUUGAUCAAAUGGUGUUCGUAAACAGAAGUCUGACGCUUGAAAACAUCAAAUGCUAUGGAUUUGACAUGGACUACACGAUGGCAAUGUAUAAGUCUCCUGACUACGAGAGUCUGGGCUUUGAGCUAAUAAGAGACAGAAUGGUGUCCAUUGGAUACCCUCAUGAAAUUCUACGCUACACAUACGACCCCAGCUUCCCCACACGCGGUUUAGUGAUCGACACCACAUACGGGAACCUCCUGAAGGUGGAUUCAAACGGAAACAUUUUAGUCUGCAGUCAUGGCUUCCACUUCCUCAAAGGGAAAGAUAUUAACAAGUACUACCCCAACAAGUUCAUCCAAAGAGAUGACACCGACCGUUUCUACAUUCUCAACACUCUCUUCAAUCUGUCAGAGACUUAUCUCUACACCUGCCUUGUGGACUUCUUCACCAGAUGCACCAGAUACAUAAACGCUGCGACUGGUUACCAGCACGGCGACUUGUUUAUGUCCUACAGAAGCAUGUUCCAAGAUGUUCGAAAGGCGAUGGACUUCAUUCACGAUACGGGAACCCUGAAGGGACAGACUAUCAAGAAUUUGGACAAAUACGUUAUCAAAGAUCCAAAUCUCCCUAUACUCUUGGACCGGAUUAAAUUGGGGGCCAAGGUCUUCCUCGCCACCAACAGUGACUACAGCUACACUGAGGUCAUUAUGAAAUACCUGCUUGAAAAUAAUCCCACGCCUGGAAGUCAAAAAAGGUCCUGGCGCUCCUAUUUUGACCUCAUCGUGGUGGACACCAAAAAGCCGCUGUUCUUUGCCGAGGGGACGGUGCUAAGACAAGUGGACACGGACACAGGAAAGCUUCGGAUUGGGACGUACACAGGUGACCUCCAAAAGGGAACUGUUUACUCUGGAGGAUCUUCGGACAUCGUCAGUGAUCUGCUGGAGGUCAAAGGUAAAGACAUUCUCUAUGUUGGCGACCACAUCUUUGGAGACAUCCUCAAAUCCAAGAAGCGUCAGGGCUGGAAGACUUUCCUGGUCGUACCAGAGCUCACUAAGGAGGUGCAGUUGUGGGAGAAGAAGAAGAGUAUGUUUGAGGAGCUGAAACGUCUCGACAUCUUCUUAGCUGAACUUUACAAGCACCUGGACAGUGACAGUCAGGAGUGUCCUGAAAUCUGUGCCGUUCAGUCGAGAAUGAAGGUGCUGACCUACAGAAUGGACAUGUCCUACGGCCAGAUGGGCAGCCUCCUGCGCAGUGGUGCCAGACAGACGCUGUUUGCCAGUCAGCUGAUGCGAUAUGCAGAUCUGUACUCCUCCACCUGCCUCAACCUGCUGCACUACCCCUUCAAUUAUCUCUUCAUGGCUCCCCCAGUCCUGAUGCCCCAUGAAGCAGUGAGUCAACCCUCAAAUGACUUUGCUUCAGCAGAGGUCACUGUCACCAACAAUAUGGUGAAGAUGAGCAUGAACUAAGUGCUGAAGACAGCUGACCAGGAUGCUUCAGAAGAAUCUUCUCAUGUGCUUCGUUGUGUCACGGACACUGAUAAAGGUGACUGUGUGCACCUGUGCUUGUUUAAAGUGUUUGUUCCAGCUGUGUGAAGCGCCUCUAAUAGAGAGAAACUAACUUAUUGCUCCACCUAGUGGACACAAAGUGCUAUGCCUUGCAAUGUGAUUUUAGGAUUCAAAUGCAAAGCAGACUCAGGGUUACUGUAUAUAUGAGUGUUAAUGUGUUGUUGUAUGGUGUGGUGCAUGUGCACUUUCAAUCUGAGGUUUGUCUAAUGGUUUUUAAAAAGUGACUUUAUUUGCGUGUUGUUUGUCUCAUUUCAAUAAAUCAUUCGUAUUAUU
This is a messenger RNA of Epinephelus lanceolatus (giant grouper), 2037 nucleotides long. RefSeq names its product cytosolic purine 5'-nucleotidase. NCBI's taxonomy places the organism in Eukaryota, Metazoa, Chordata, Actinopteri, Perciformes, Serranidae. The record is from RefSeq and is a predicted model, not a curated record. Gene Ontology annotation, molecular function: 5'-nucleotidase activity.